UCAGUGAGCGUCUGGUCUGCAGCCGCCACUGACAGACACUACCAGUCAGGAUGAGGUGGACUGUGUUGACGCUGAUCUGCUGUUCCUGGACUGCACAUGGGCUGAUCAGGAUCCCCCUGCGUCAGAUGCUCUCUGUGCGUACCCAGCUGAGAGCCUCCAAUCGCCUGGAGGACUUCAUGAGGGACCACCAGCCUGAUGUGUUCAACCGGAGGUACGCCCAGUGUUACCCCCCUGGUAUCCCCUCUCUCAGGCUGGGUAAGAGCAGCGAGAGGCUCUACAACUUCAUGGAUGCCCAGUACUAUGGACUGAUCAGCCUGGGUACCCCGAAACAGAACUUCACCGUAGUGUUUGAUACGGGAUCGUCUGACCUGUGGGUCCCAUCCUCUUACUGCGUCUCAGAGGCCUGUGGCAUGCACCGCAAGUUCAAGGCCUUUGAGUCCAGCACGUUCACCCACGACGGCAGGAUGUUUGGUAUCCACUAUGGCAAGGGACACAUGCUGGGCAUCAUGGGCAGGGAAGUCCUCAAGAUUGGCCCGUUGACGGUGAAAAACCAGGAGUUCGGAGAGUCGGUGUACGAGCCAGGUUUUGUUUUUGUCAUGGCUAAGUUUGACGGGGUGCUGGGCUUGGGGUACCCCUCCCUGGCUGAGGAACUGGGGACGCCCGUUUUCGACAGCAUCAUGAACCAGAAGUCUGUGGACCAACCCAUCUUCUCCUUCUACCUCAGCAAGAGUAAGAUGCCGAGGGACCCAGGGGGAGAGUUGCUAAUAGGAGGGAUGGACGAGGCGCUCUACAGUGGACCCAUCAACUGGAACCCUGUUACCCUGAAGAGCUACUGGCAGAUCAAGAUGUCCAGUAUACAGGUCCAGGGAGCCUUGACUUUCUGUCCCCGCGGCUGUCAGGCCGUCAUUGAUACAGGCACGUCUCUCAUCAUCGGCCCCACCCGUGACAUCCUCGCUCUACAACAGCUGAUAGGAGCUACCCCCACCUCCAUUGGAGAGUACCUGAUUGACUGCGCCCGAAUCUCCAGCCUGCCCCAGGUGACCAUCACGCUCAACGGGGUGGAAUACGUGCUCACGGCUGAGUCCUACGUUAAAAGGGAGUUGAUGGGUGAUCAUGAGAUCUGUUUCAGUGGGUUCCAGGGGGAGGAUCUGCCCUCCUCGACGGAUCCUUUGUGGAUCCUAGGGGACGUGUUCCUCUCUGAUUACUAUAGCAUCUAUGACCGGGGACAGGACAGGGUGGGCUUCGCUAAGGCCAGACACACACGCUAUACAACGUUGGAUGCAGAGAUGGAUAGAUAGAUGGGAGGUGGGAAGGGUAAAUGGAGCGAUGGAAGUAGGGAGUGAUGGAUGGAUGGAUGAUAGAAGGAGAUAUGAAGUAAGGAAGGAAGGAAGGAAGGAAGGAAGGAAGGAAGGAAGGAAGGA
Messenger RNA from Oncorhynchus mykiss (rainbow trout), 1421 nucleotides. The record is from RefSeq and is a predicted model, not a curated record. NCBI's taxonomy places the organism in Eukaryota, Metazoa, Chordata, Actinopteri, Salmoniformes, Salmonidae.